CUCUAAUCCUCACUAAACCUAACUCACCCUCACCAGUCACCAUUCUCACCUUCUCAAACAGUUACUGAGCUACACUUCUUCCCCUUAAACAGUCGUCGUCUUCUCCAAUCUCGAUGCCGUCACCAUCGUCUUCUAGACUCGCAGCCACCAUCGUCAUCUUCUCUAGCUUCGGCGCCGUUGCCGUUGUCUUUUGGACUCAACAUCUCGUGGUGCUUUCUCUCACUUCUACAGCGACAAAGGUAGGGUUCUUAGCAAAGAGGAGCAGGCCAAAGAGAACGUCUACAUCAAGAAAUAGGAGAGAGAGAGGUCAGAGAAACAGAAGCAGCAAGCUGAAAAGGAAAAGGCAGAGAUGGACAAAAACUGCUUAUGACAAGUUUGAAGACUUCGUGAUCUGCUUGCAAAAUACAGUUCAUCUUAUCUUGUUUUCAAUGAUGAUAUCUAGGUUCAAUCUUUCUUUCCAAGAAAGCAUUGAUGACAAUGAUGAUUCUGAUGAAGGGAAAUAUGAAAACGGAAGGCCCUGCUUUUCUGAAAUAGAAAGAAGUGCUGGUUUUUUAGACAAGGAACUUGCUGCUAGUGGCUUUAAUGAUUUUCUUGUUCUAUAUAGGAAGGGGAAAUUAUGGAAGCAUUUUCUUUAA
Arachis stenosperma is the source of this 635-nucleotide messenger RNA. RefSeq lists its product as uncharacterized. Bases 114 to 635 code for a protein of 173 amino acids. NCBI's taxonomy places the organism in Eukaryota, Viridiplantae, Streptophyta, Magnoliopsida, Fabales, Fabaceae. The transcript is spliced from 4 exons. The record is from RefSeq and is a predicted model, not a curated record.